ACACGCGUCCCUUCCGUGAUCCCGCCGUCUGUUUUUUUUUUGUGUGUGUAAAGUUAAACCGAAUUAAUCAGAAGAGUUAAAACCCACGAUGAUACGAUCAUAAACAGAAGCAGUGGUUUGAUUACAUUUUGAUUAUCAGAUUCAAAACAAAAUCGGAAGAGAGAGAGUCCAUGGCGGAGGGGAAACCGGACGAGCAGCUCUUCCAGCUUCUUUCGGGUCUUCUACAACAGGUGGAAUCAUUGACGAAUACAGAAGAAGUAGAAUUACGUUCUAAGAUCGAAGCUCUUGGUUUAGAAGUCACCAAAGUGCCAUCAAAGUCUGCUCAACACCUCAAUGAAGUGGAGAUUGCUAAGGAAUUGGAUAAUUUAUCAGCCAAGUUAGACGAUGUGGAUGAGAUGAUAUCAUCAGCCAUAGCUUCUGAUCCCCAAGUUCAGUCGCUUCUUAGCGGCACAGCCGAUGUUUGGAUGCCGGUUAUCACUGCCAACACCGAGGAGAGACUUAACUUCACUGCCUCUCUUGGUGAUGAUGACGAUGAGCUGCUUGCUAAUAAGGAUACUACCACCGACAAGAACAAGAACAAGAGUAGCUCGUAAUAAUCUUCUUUGCAAAACCCAUUUCCCUUAUUGAUUAUCUCAGUAUUGUUUUUUACUUAUUGUUUUUUACUUUUGAAGUCUUGUUACUUUUCCAAUCCAAUGUGUUCGAUAUGUACAUCAAUCAAUUAAAAAAAAAAAGUAUUUGUAGUUCAUGAUUGAUAUUUGAUGAUGGAGGUUAAUGCGAAUUGAAUACAACUGUUUAUUUAUUAUCACGAGUUUUGCGGGAUGCAAAUUUGCAAGUGUUUCUCAAUGGCAGAAAAGAAAAUCUUAGAAAAAACAAUUUCUACAUAAAACAAAGUUUCUUCUGUCAAUA
This is a messenger RNA of Eutrema salsugineum, 906 nucleotides long. RefSeq lists its product as uncharacterized. The record is from RefSeq and is a predicted model, not a curated record. The transcript is spliced from 3 exons. Lineage: Eukaryota; Viridiplantae; Streptophyta; Magnoliopsida; Brassicales; Brassicaceae. The coding region runs from base 171 to 593 and encodes 140 amino acids.